Ostrea edulis (European flat oyster) is the source of this 4449-nucleotide messenger RNA. Its product is annotated as receptor-type tyrosine-protein phosphatase epsilon-like. The record is from RefSeq and is a predicted model, not a curated record. Gene Ontology annotation, biological process: protein dephosphorylation. Bases 8 to 3274 code for a protein of 1088 amino acids. The transcript has 26 exons. Gene Ontology annotation, molecular function: protein tyrosine phosphatase activity. Lineage: Eukaryota; Metazoa; Mollusca; Bivalvia; Ostreida; Ostreidae.
UUCGGGUAUGGACGUAUUUAUUAUUAUCCUCUUUGCACAGAUAUUAUAUUCAUUUGGAUAUGACGAUUUAUCAAAGGAUCAGUAUGCAGUACAAUCAACAACUCCAGUUUGUGUCCCGCAAUCAAACUGUGUAGCAGGCAAUGCAGUUGACGGAAUCUACAGCACGUGUAUGAGGGCAGCAGCCAUUGGUAGAACUACCCCGGACAAGACAGUGUGGUGGUCUGUGGAUCUUGGCAAUAUACACAGCAUAUACAGCGUUAGGAUACUGUUUAAAGACUAUGGAUCUCAAUAUGAGAAGAGGCAACAGGGCCGUUUUGCAGGGUUUUCUCUGUAUUUAUCCGAGGCUGGUGUACGAGACAGUGACGCCCGUUGCUACGUGGACGGACCAGAGUUGCCUCCCUUAAACUUUACAACAACUUGUGUGGGAUACGGACGUUACCUUACCUUUUAUAACGAACGACAACCCGGAAAAGAAUAUCCUACAGGAUACGAGACAACAACUGUUUACACUGAACUGUGUGAAAUUAUUGUCAAAGGCUGUCACAAACCGGGUGUUUAUGGAAGCAGUUGUAACAUCCCAUGUCCAGAGAACUGCCAGGAUAAGAUCUGUAACAUCGUCAAUGGAACUUGUUUUGGAUGCUUGUCUGGAUGGACAGGAGCCUUAUGUGAAAAUAAUUGUCAACAAGGGUGGUACGGUCAGGAUUGUAAGAACCAGUGUUCAGGUUAUUGCAGGGGAAAGGCUACUUGCAAUCACGUGAGUGGUAACUGUGAUAAUGGUUGUGCUGCAGGAUGGAUGAGCAGUAAAUGUGAUAAGCAAUGCAUUGCUGGAACGUAUGGCUCUGACUGCAUCUAUAAUUGUAGUGGUCACUGUCAGAAUGACGUCAUAUGUAACAGAGAAACUGGACAUUGUGAUAAGGGUUGUAAACCAGGGUACACAGGAUAUUUUUGUAAUGAGUUGUGUUCACCUGGACGUUUCGGAGACCGAUGCGAAGAACGCUGUAGUGGGCACUGUUUAAACGACAAAGUUUGUCACCACGUGGUUGGAAUCUGUACAGAUGGCUGUAAGGAUGGAUACAUCGGGAAAUGGUGUAAUACAUCAUGUGAUCUUGGAUUUUUUGGAACAAAUUGUUCUGGUGCUUGCCCUGAAAAUUGUAUUGAUACAUGUCGACACACUGACGGAUUUUGUGAAUGUCCUGCUGGAUAUAAGGGCCUUAACUGCAACAUCAGUAUUGGUUCUGCUUUUCUUUCUUCUGAUGACAUUUCAUCGGACACAUUAGCAGCAGGUGGCGCUGUCGGUGGAUGUUCAGUUGUGAUUGUCCUAGCUGUGUUGGCUGUUUUAUUCUUAAGAUUGAGGAGAAGAAAGUCUGCAAGAUCCGAUGUGAAAGAAACUAUUAUUCGAAACAAGGACUCCCCUCCGAUGGAAAUGAAAACUAAAGAAUCCUUACCAAAACCAACCAACAAUCAACGGAAUGAAAAUGUGAACAACGUGGACCCCCCUAUCAGUGAUGUCAUUCAAACUGUAAAGAGAGGUCGUCCAACUAACAAAACCAUCCCAGUGAAGAACCUACAGGCCAUCAUAGAUAAGAUGUCUUUGGGAGAAAAUACUGGCUUCAAACAUGAAUAUCACGAAAUCCCAAGAGGCGAACUUCAUCCCUGUGAGGAAGCCAAGAAGCCGGAAAACAAACCGAAAAAUAGAUACACAACAACGUUUCCGUAUGACCAUUCUCGAGUUAUUUUGAAAACUACGUCCACAAACGAUGGAGGUUAUAUCAAUGCCAACUAUAUCGAAGAUGCAGGGGGUAAGCGGGCCUAUAUCGCAACUCAAGGUCCCAAACCAAAGACAAUAACUGAUUUCUGGAGAAUGGUUUGGCAAGAGGGUGUUUCCGUCAUUGUCUGUUUAACGAAUCUAAAGGAGGGUGCAAAGAACAAAUGUGUCCUAUACUGGCCAGGCAUCAACGAUAAAAUCCAGGAUGGAGACCUCAAUAUUAGAAACAUGGGAGAGAAAGAUUAUGCUAAUUGUACGAUAAGGCAGUUCAAAUUCUACAACGGCAAGGAACAGAGAGACCGUGAGGUAGUGAUGUUUCAUUACACAAGAUGGCCGGACCAUGGAGUGCCGGAUCCACUCAGUCUCGUUAUCUUCCAUCGUCACGUGAUGACAACAUCCUCAUCAUAUUCCGGAGAAUGCACAGUCGUACACUGCAGCGCAGGCAUUGGUAGAACGGGGACAUAUAUUGCUCUGGAUGCCCUCUAUCGGGAAGGUUGCAGGAAGGGUAGGAUAAACGUACCAAUGUACGUCAGAACCAUGAGGAAGGACAGAAUGAACAUGAUUCAGGGCGAAGACCAGUACAAAACUGUCUAUCUUGCAUUGUUUGAAUCCUUCCGUGGAAAAUCUAGAUGCUUGACAACAGAACAGUUUUUACAAGAAUGUGGAGAAGAAUCGUGUUAUGUGAAUGCUGGAGACGUCACUAAGAAGUCCCCAAGGUGUUCUGAAUUUGAGGAGUUACUCUCACUUCGGAAGGAAUACUUACAGAAGGAUUAUGAGUCUGGCCGUGCGAAUAUAACCGCCAACUACACCAACAGUGUUCUACCAGUGGAGAGAUUUAUGUGCCGUUUGUCCUACUCAAAGGAACGAAGUACAUAUUACAAUGCUGUUUUACAUCAGACUUUUACCGCUAACGACCUUCUCAUUAGUGCUCAGUAUCCACUGCCUGACUACACAGAAGAUUUUCUGAGACUCGUGAAAGAUUUUGAUGCCCGUGUAGUGGUAUUCAUGUGUCCUUUGAAAGACCUUAAAUCUUCAUCCCGUUGGUUUACAUCCAAAACUGACAACAAGAUGAUUGGAAACUUUACAGCGAGACUGAAAACAUCAACAAAUUCAGGCAAUGUCUCUACAACAAAGAUAAUCCUAGAAUCCAAAGGAAGUUCUGAGAUACAAAUAACAGUGCUAGAAUGCAACACCCGGAAUGAAACAGAAUCAGUUGUAAACAAGAGAGCCUUACUAGACAUGGUCAAAGAAGCAAAACGUGAACAAACGAAGCAGGAUGGAAGAAUUCUUAUUUUGUCCAGCGACGGGGCCACGCGUUGUGGAUCAUUCUGUGUUGUCUAUAACGCUCUUGAGCAGAUCACCAUGGACAAAGAAGUGGACAUCUUCACCAUCACACGUCAGCUUCAAGUUCGCAGAACUGAGUUUCUGUCUACUUUGGAUGAAUACCAGCUGUGCCAUGAUGUUGUUAGAGAAUAUUUGCAAAAUGACAGUGUGUACGCAAAUUGUUAAGAACGCUUAUAGAUGGACUAUACAAUAUAUUCUUGUUCAUUUUUCGGAUAAAAGAAUUAUGAGGCUACGCAGUUUCAGUUUUUUAUACCAAGAGAUAGUUCAUUAAAUCCAACUCCUUCGCCUGUAUAGCUUACAGAGGAAAUUAUCAACACAUUAUUUUAGUAAACUAGUAUUAAUGAUAUUAUGCGUGAUGCAUGCACAUAGUCUGAAUUUACUAGACUGUUGUUUAGAGAUAAAAUGUAUCUUCGUCAAGACAACUUAUUCAUGCUUAAAAGAAAACACUAUUUGUUAAUCAAAACUGGAAACUGGUUUCAAUUUACUUUCAAUUUGUAUUUACAACUGAUAACGACUUUUAAAUGUUUUAAGUGAGUUACAUUUGAUUCUGAAUUUUAAUUAUUUAUUCAAGGUGUAGUAAGAAAUAGUUACACUGGUCAACAAUUGAAAUUUGUUAGUAGAACAAAAACUCAAAAGCAUAGCAUUCCUCUUGCAAUCUCCUCAUUAGGUAUGAUUUAACAUGUCAAAUUUAAUUCCUUUUUGGAAUGUUUACAUGUUAUUAGUCGAUGUUUGAUAAAAACAAUUAAGAUUUGUAUUUUCCAAAAAGGAUUAGAUGCUUAGUCAUAUAUUAUUCUAUAUUUUGGAAGAAAAUAUUAUUGAACGCAAUGUUUCCCCACAUUUUUUUCUUUAUAAAUUAUACUUAGAUAUGGCGGAAAGAUGUUUUUCAUAUAUCGAUGUGUAUAAAAGAUGUUGAAUCGAAAAUGUUAAAUUGAUCAUGACUGUGUUUUCUUAACACUUUUCAAUGUAAACGUUAACAAUUCUGAGAAGGAUUACAUGAGCUGAUCUAGAAUAUUUUGCAAUGAGGGGAUAGUGACAGAGAAGCAUACCCCUUCCAAAAACUAACGUGUACCAAUGUUUUGUCCGUUUAACGUGUCCAAAAAUGGGUUUUGCAGCCUCUACAGUCCCUCCAGAUCCGAUUAACAUUUUAAUCACUGCAUAGCAUGCAUUUUUAUUUUUUAUAUCUUUAAUUCUAAAUCAAAUAUGACAUUUAUCACCAUUGUAUUACUGAUAAUAGUCAAAAUAUAUUCCUAAUUUCGCAUUCGGUCGCUGCCUGUAUCCCCUUAGGAUCUUGUACUGGAGAUGGGAUGAUAAUUAGAUAGUGAAUAAAUACUGUGGAAGUG